AUGUCCUUCAGCUUCGGAAACACAAGCGGCACGCCUACAUCAGGCAGCGGCACGAACCCGACAACUUCUGCGCCAGCAUCCGGAGGUCUUUUCGGCGGCGCGGCUACUGGAGGAGCGGGCAGUGGCUUUUCCUUUGGCAACUUGGGCAGCAACACGCCUGGAGGAGCUGCAGCAGGCUCAAGCAGCGGCACUCCUGCUGCCGGCGGAGGUCUCUUUGGUGCGAGCACCGGUCAGAAGCCCGCAGGCGGUGGCCUCUUCGGCAGCACGACACCAGCAUCGACUGGAACACCGGCAUCGACUGGCGGCGGUCUCUUUGGAGCGAAGCCUGCGGCAGGCGCAUCCACCCCGGCCGCUUCUGGUGGUCUUUUCGGAAACACAAGCUCGAGCACACCCAGCACAUCCGCUCCGGCGUCCGGAGGUCUUUUUGGCGGAGCCGCGAGCGGCACUCCCGCCGCUGCAUCGGGAGGUCUCUUCGGAGGAGCUGCGGCGUCUAAACCAACCUCGAAUCUCUUCGGCGGUGGAAACACGGCAAGCCCUGCUCCUGCCGCUGGCGGUCUCUUUGGACAGAAUGCCUCAUCAACUCCUUCAUCAGCCCCUGCACCUGCGGCUGGAGGACUCUUCGGCGGUAUGAAGCCUGCGGCAUCUGGCACACCAACCGCCCCAGCAACAACAGCGACGCCCGCGAAGCCUGCCUUCUCCCUCGGAGGAUCAACUACACCUGCUGGAGCUCCUCCGACUGGCGCGGCCAAUCCUGCCGCUGGCGGUCUCUUCGGCGGUGCCGCGGCAUCUGGCUCUGGCUCAGCUGCCCCCUCUCCUUUCGGUGCUGCGGCCGCGGCUAAGCCGGCAGAGAGCAACGCCGGCGGUCUCUUUGGCGGUGCUGCCCAGUCCAAGGCUGCUUCAACCGCACAGCCUGCAAGCACAGGAGGCCUUUUCGGUGGUGGAGCUCAGACAACACAAGCGCCUGCCGCCGGUGGUCUCUUUGGCGCCGCAAAACCAGCUGCCUCUCCUGCUCCAAGCGCUGGGGGUUUGUUCGGCCAAGCUGCUGCUACCACAUCUGCUCAGCCCGCUUCCACAGCUACAGCAGCUCCUGCUGCCGGUGGGCUCUUUGGGGCCACUGCUGCCGCGCCCGCUGCUGCAGGUGGUCUCUUCGGCAACGCAGCUUCGACACCCGCAGCUUCAACAGCCCAGCCGGCGGCCAGCGCCGGAGGUUUGUUCGGUGCAAAGCCCGCUGCCACCACGGCCGCCACCCCGGCUGCUACGACUACUGCUGCCCCUUCAUCUCUGUUCGGCGGCGCGUCGUCCGCCGCCGCCGCUCCCGCGUCCAAGCCUGCCGGUGGCCUCUUUGGAGCUGCCCCAGCUGGCACAUCUCAGCCUGCUGCCGCCACCACUGCGGCAGCUACUCCCACAGCAACCACAACGUCGGCUACCGCUGCCACCCCUGCCGCCGCUGGCGGUCUCUUCGGCGCGAAGCCAUCUACUCCCGCUGCUACUACGACCCAGACCAGCACCGCGCCCGCUGCAAGCACGGCCGCUGCCGGUACUUCAAAUGCUACGCUUGGUGCCUCUACCACUGGCCCAACUUCCCAGCUGCCUCGCCUGAAGAACAAGUCCAUGGACGACAUCAUCACUCGCUGGGCCUCAGACUUGUCCAAGUACCAGAAGGACUUCAAGCAUUACGCCAACCAGGUCGCCGACUGGGACCUGGGACUCGUCGACAACGGCGAGAAGAUCCAGAAGCUCUACCUCAACACAUUUGAGGCUGAGAAGGCGAGCCACGAGAUUGAGCGCCAACUGCAGGCUGUCGAGAGCCAGCAGGAUGAGCUGGAGGAGUGGCUGAACCGCUACGAGACCGAGGUGAAGGAGAUGUUCUCCAAGCAGAUGGGUCAGGGCGAGACCCUUGCUGGACCUGAUCAGGAGCGCGAGCGUACUUACAAGCUGGCCGAAAAGCUCACGCAAAACCUUGACGAGAAGAGCAGAGAUCUGUCCAAGAUGGUUAAGGAGAUUAAUGACAUUUCCGGCACUCUGAGCAAGGGCACCAAGCCCGAGGAUCCUCUGAGCCAGAUUGUCCGUGUUCUCAACGGCCACCUGUCGCAGCUGCAGUGGAUUGACACCAAUGCUGCUUCUCUACAAGCCAAGGUGUCUGCUGCUCAGAAGGCAAACAAUAACCUGGGAAGUCAAUACGGAGCUCCGGAGACGGAUGCGGCGGAGAGCUUCUACCGGUCUUACAUGGGUCGGCGUUGA
This is a messenger RNA of Colletotrichum aenigma, 2241 nucleotides long. RefSeq names its product Nucleoporin NSP1 (gene NSP1). Gene Ontology annotation, cellular component: nuclear pore; nuclear pore central transport channel. Gene Ontology annotation, molecular function: structural constituent of nuclear pore; phospholipid binding. Lineage: Eukaryota; Fungi; Ascomycota; Sordariomycetes; Glomerellales; Glomerellaceae. Bases 1 to 2241 code for a protein of 746 amino acids. The transcript has 2 exons. Gene Ontology annotation, biological process: protein import into nucleus; RNA export from nucleus. The record is from RefSeq and is a predicted model, not a curated record.